AUGGCAAGCAGCAAGGCAGAUCAAGAUCUCGAGGUCUUGAAAUCAACGGUCUCAACGACUCUCGAACUAAUCACCAAACUGAAAGCCUCUGCGAUACCAGCCAAAGAUGCAAAGGAUAGCACCGUCAACGCCGUCGACCUAGCCCACGAUGCUGCCUCUCUCACCAAAGCACACACGACGAAACUGUCCCUCCUAAUCAUCAACAAGCCUUUUACGGCAUCUGCCAUCGCGAAGAUACUCCGAGAGCUGAUGGCAGGCCCAUUGCCGGGUCUUGCGUCUGCUGUUGAAUUAUGCAGUGCGGGGAAAUAUACAAAGGCAAUGAGUUCAGAGCUCGAGUACUGGGCUGGGAGGGUGUUUCAAGGAAUGACCUCGUUGGCCGAAGCAAUUCCUUUGGAUGGAAGCAUUCUGAGCGAGGACGCGAAGAAGGGAACUGGCACCGAGAAAGGCAAUGGUAGUCUGGCCCUCACUGGGACUGUAUGGGAAGCUUGCGAUGCUGUGGCCGAGCUGAAGAAGUUAGGAGUGGUAGGACUGGUGAUCAAGAAAGUAGAAGAGUAUAAAUCCUUGCUCCAGGAUGCUUUGGAGGAACUACAGGAGUGGGGAGAAGAAGGAAGCGACAAUGAAGAUACUGGAUUUGACGAUGACGAUGAUCCGGAUGAAGCACAGGCAGCUGUGGACAGCAUGUUUUUACAAAGGCAUAUCCCGUCAGAAGAUCCAGACAAGAUCCGACCCCGGCUUGACUCUUCCUUGAAACGAUUGCGGCUCUUGAUAUUGAUGUAUCAAGCAGUUGUAAAGCGAAGAUUCAAGGCUCUCCCCUCUCUUCCACUUGCAGACUUGCCUCCAGAGUCGAAAACACCAACGACGGAGGAAGACUCUGGGAUCGUCAACUGCGUGGAUGAGGCUUUGGAUGUCAUGAAGAAGAUUCCCGGAAUAACUGAUGACUUGGCGAGCGCAUUUUACGAACUGGAUGGACCAGAAAUCGACAAAAAGAUGGAUUUGUGUUUCUUUACUGGAUUUGCCGCUGCCGAGUUGUUGGUAAAGGACUGGCAGGGCCGAAAGGACGAGUUUACGACUUGGGCAACCAAAUUCCAGCUAGCAAUGAAGAAGGGCUGGUGA
This is a messenger RNA of Mollisia scopiformis, 1113 nucleotides long. RefSeq lists its product as uncharacterized. Gene Ontology annotation, cellular component: nucleus. The transcript is spliced from 2 exons. The coding region runs from base 1 to 1113 and encodes 370 amino acids. Gene Ontology annotation, biological process: regulation of cell cycle. Lineage: Eukaryota; Fungi; Ascomycota; Leotiomycetes; Helotiales; Mollisiaceae. The record is from RefSeq and is a predicted model, not a curated record.